This is a messenger RNA of Saprolegnia parasitica CBS 223.65, 1452 nucleotides long. RefSeq lists its product as hypothetical. Gene Ontology annotation, molecular function: amino acid transmembrane transporter activity. Gene Ontology annotation, cellular component: vacuolar membrane. Lineage: Eukaryota; Oomycota; Saprolegniomycetes; Saprolegniales; Saprolegniaceae. The record is from RefSeq and is a predicted model, not a curated record. The coding region runs from base 1 to 1452 and encodes 483 amino acids. The transcript has a single exon. Gene Ontology annotation, biological process: amino acid transmembrane transport.
AUGGUCUUUUUAACGGGCGAGGACCUCCGCAUCUGCUUUUCCCUCUUUUGCUGCGUCUACGGCAUUGGCACGCUCGGGAUGCCGGGCAACUAUGCGCGCGCCGGGUACCUCUGGGCCACCGUCGCGCUGCUCUUCAUGGCCAGCGUCAACGUGUACGCGACGUGGUGCAUCUCCAAGGUCAUGCUCGUCGCGCCCAAGCACGUCAAGACGUUUGGUGACAUUGGCCAUUGGUGCAUGGGCGGCUUUGGCCGCUGGGCGACCGUGCUUUCGCAAAUGGCCGUGUGCACGAUGGUACCGAUCGUCUUCUUGGUGCUCGGCGGGACGCUCCUCACGGUGCUCUUCCCCGACUCGUACUCGGCCGAGACGUGGAUCAUCGUCAUGGGCCUCACCGUCCUCCCAGUCUGCCUCGUCCCGACGAUGAAGGAGGGCGCGGGCAUGGCGGCGGCCGGCUGCCUCGGCACGAUCUUUGCCGACACGGUCGCGCUCUACCUCCUCGUCACCAACAUGAACACCAACAACAUUGCCAACGUCGCGCCGCCGUCGCCCGCGUUGAGUUUUGAUUCGAUCACGACGGUCUUCGGCAACUUGGCAUUAGCGUACGGUGCCGGCAUCGUCAUCCCGACGCUCCAGCGCGAGCACUCGGAUCCGACGCGCAUGCCGCGGAUCAUUGUUGUGACGCUCGUCCUUGUCUCGUGCUGCUUUCUCGCGGUCUCGAUCAGCGGUGUCUCGACCGUCGGGUGCCAGAUCCCCGGCAACCUCCUCUUCGCCGUCGCUGGCUCGUCCCUUGGGUUCCAAGCGUCCCGGGGCGGCGUCAUUCUGACGUUCCUCGCCAUGCAGAUGCACAUUACGAUCGCGUUCUCGGUCGUCAUGUUCCCCGCCUUCUUCAUCGCCGAACGCCUCGUGCUCGGAUUGCACAAGGAGCAGUUUGCAUUGGCCGACGCACCCAAUAGCGUCGCCGUUGUUGGCGAGAGCUACCGCAACUUGGACCCGAAAGUCGACGGCAUGCUCGAGGCCAACGACGACCACGACUGCGCCGACGCGUACAAGGCGCCAGGCGCGUACCGCAACGCGGCGCUCGUCCGCAUUGUCAUGAUCACCAUCUGCAUCGUCGUCGCGAUUGCCUUCAAGGACCACUUUGGCGACCUCUUGGACUUUGUCGGCGCGUCGUCGACGGCCAUGUGCUGCAUGAUUUUGCCCAUUACCUUCUACCUCAAGACCUUUGGCCCGACGCUGCGCCUGCCCGAGAAGGCGUUUGCCGUCGUUUGCAUCCUCGUCUCCCUCGCGCUCUCGGUUUACGUCUCGAUCAAAACCGGGAAGGCGCUCUUCUCGGGCCAUGUCGCCGACGCCAGCAUCAAGUUUCCCAGCUGCGCGCCCGAGUACCAAAAGGUCGUGUACACCAACACAUCGUACUAUGCGGCCGCGCACCGCGCCCUUCUGACGCGCUACACCUAA